ACGCGGUCUCUCUCUCUCUCUCUCACAAACACAUCUUCUCUUCAACGUCUCUUCUAACUGUAAGUAUCAAACUUUUCAAAUUUCAGUUCUUUUUUCUUAAUUUUCAGUUUUUGUGUUUUUUUAGAGUCAUUACCUAUAUUCAAUAAAUACUCUGUUUUUCAUUUUUUUUCAAGCUAGCAGAAGUUUAAUUACACUCUAUAUUGAUACAUAGAUAAUAAUAAUAAUAAAAAAAGAAAAAAAGAAAAAAUGAACAGUAGUAGCUGUAUUGGUAUCUCGACAAUGAAACCCUGUUGUAGAAUCAUAAUUAGUUACAGAAGUUUUUCACAUUUUGGGGUUUCUCUCUCAAGAUCUAAUAAUAAUUCAGUCAUUCAUACCAAUUUGUCGAAAUCACAUCCGAAAUCGGUAUAUAAUCAUGAAUUCCACUGCUGUAAUAAGCGUAGUUGGUCACAAGAUACUGGUCAUAAAUGUAUAGUUAAUCUGGAUCGCAGAGGUUUUAAUGUCUGCGAUUGGAAUUGGGGUCAUGCUAGGGGUUUUAGUUCAGGUUUUCUUGCCGAUAAGGGUAGUAGUUCAAGGGGUGUUUUAGUAAUUCCCAAAGUAGCGUCGGACAUUAGGAAUCAUUCAACUUCGGUAGAGGGUCAUGUUAAUAAGAAAGGAUUUGAGAAUAUUUACAUUCAAGGAGGGUUGAAUGUGAAGCCUUUAGUGAUAGAAAAGAUUGAAACAGAAAGUGAUGCAGCUAAAGAAGGAAAAGAGGAAACAUCUAGUAAUAGGGUGGAGAUUAAUGGAUCCAAAGUAAAUACAAAGUUCUUCAAGGGUUUGAAUGAGAGCACAACUCCUAAGGUUGUUGAGAGAGAGGUGUCUAAGAUCGAGAAGGAAGCGUGGCAGUUGCUUCGAGGCACCAUUGUGAAUUACUGUGGGAAUCCAGUAGGGACUGUCGCUGCUAAUGAUCCUGCUGACAGGCAACCGUUGAAUUAUGACCAAGUCUUCAUUCGUGAUUUUGUUCCAUCCGCACUUGCUUUUUUGCUUAAUGGAGAAAUGGAGAUUGUGAAGAAUUUUCUUCUUCACACUUUGCAGUUGCAGAGCUGGGAGAAAACAGUGGACUGUUACAGUCCUGGGCAAGGGUUAAUGCCAGCAAGUUUUAAAGUCAAAACAGUGCCUCUUGAUGGCAGUGAUGGAGGUUUUGAUGAGGUUUUGGAUCCUGAUUUUGGUGAAUCAGCCAUUGGGCGUGUUGCGCCUGUUGAUUCCGGGCUGUGGUGGAUAAUUUUGUUGAGAGCUUAUGGGAAGAUAACAGGCGACUAUGCAUUGCAAGAGAGGGUUGAUGUCCAGACAGGAAUCAGACUCGGACUAAAUUUGUGUUUAUCAGAUGGGUUUGAUAUGUUUCCUACGCUGUUAGUCACUGAUGGUUCCUGCAUGAUUGAUAGACGAAUGGGUAUCCAUGGACACCCUCUUGAAAUCCAAGCCUUGUUCUAUUCUGCUUUACGAUGUGCUCGUGAGAUGCUCAUAGUCAAUGAUGAAACCAAGAAUCUGGUGGCUGCAAUAAAUAAUCGACUCAGUGCACUCUCAUUCCAUAUCAGAGAGUAUUAUUGGGUGGACAUGAGGAAGAUCAAUGAGAUCUACCGUUACAACACUGAAGAAUACUCUACAGAUGCAGUCAACAAGUUCAACAUAUACCCCGAUCAAAUUCCUUCGUGGCUAGUGGAUUGGAUUCCUGAGGAAGGUGGUUACCUCAUUGGCAAUCUACAGCCGGCUCACAUGGAUUUUAGGUUUUUUACUCUUGGGAACCUUUGGGCCAUCGUCUCUUCUCUGGGAACCUCAAAACAAAAUGAGGGUAUCCUAAAUUUGAUCGAGGCCAGGUGGGAUGAUCUCAUGGGCCAUAUGCCUCUUAAGAUUUGUUACCCUGCUUUGGAAUAUGAAGAAUGGCGUAUAAUUACUGGCAGUGAUCCAAAGAACACCCCAUGGUCAUAUCACAAUGGUGGAUCUUGGCCAACACUGCUGUGGCAGUUCACAUUAGCUUGUAUCAAGAUGGGGAAACCAGAAUUAGCACAGAAGGCAGUUGCUUUGGCAGAGACGAGAUUAUCAAUGGAUCAAUGGCCUGAAUACUAUGACACUCGCAGUGGAAGGUUUAUAGGCAAACAGUCCAGGCUUUUUCAGACAUGGACAAUCUCUGGUUUCCUAACAUCAAAGAUGCUUUUAGAGAAUCCAGAUAAAGCAUCCUUGUUGUUCUUGGAAGAGGAUUAUGAGCUCCUGGAGAUAUGUGUUUGUGCACUAAGCAAAACUGGCCGGAAGAAGUGCUCACGCAUUGCUGCAAGAUCUCAAAUUCUUGUCUGAUGAGGUAUUUCCUGACCUGAUAGCUAUAUAGCGUGGUAAAAACGAUAACAGAAAAGAUCAUUUGUAGCCCUAACUCAAUAUUUUAAAGGGCGACUUGAAUGUGAUGACAGACAAACUACUCUGAGGUGCUGAUUGUUGUACCUCUUGUUGAAGCACAUGACUCGUUUGAAUUAGAUGCUGUGUUUUUGAGAGCCUGUAACCUACUUGUAAUAAUGCAUGGUUUCGUGCUUGAAUUUCCUUUCGACCUUGGCAUGACACGUGUAAACUUCUCUUCCAUAGAUAUGAUCAAUCCCUUUCUGGGUGUCACAAA
This is a messenger RNA of Populus euphratica (Euphrates poplar), 2635 nucleotides long. Its product is annotated as alkaline/neutral invertase CINV2. The record is from RefSeq and is a predicted model, not a curated record. The transcript has 7 exons. Bases 247 to 2325 code for a protein of 692 amino acids. Lineage: Eukaryota; Viridiplantae; Streptophyta; Magnoliopsida; Malpighiales; Salicaceae. Gene Ontology annotation, cellular component: mitochondrion. Gene Ontology annotation, molecular function: sucrose alpha-glucosidase activity; endo-alpha-N-acetylgalactosaminidase activity. Gene Ontology annotation, biological process: sucrose catabolic process.